Messenger RNA from Mizuhopecten yessoensis (Yesso scallop), 2100 nucleotides. Its product is annotated as allene oxide synthase-lipoxygenase protein-like. Gene Ontology annotation, molecular function: oxidoreductase activity, acting on single donors with incorporation of molecular oxygen, incorporation of two atoms of oxygen; protein binding; metal ion binding. The transcript has 15 exons. The record is from RefSeq and is a predicted model, not a curated record. Gene Ontology annotation, biological process: hepoxilin biosynthetic process; lipid oxidation; lipoxygenase pathway. Bases 1 to 1965 code for a protein of 654 amino acids. Lineage: Eukaryota; Metazoa; Mollusca; Bivalvia; Pectinida; Pectinidae.
AUGGACCGGAAGGGUGCGGGGACAGACGCUAGCGUAAUGUGUGCCCUUUACAACGAUGACGGUCAAAUGUCUGGUCAGAUGGUUUUGGAUACGUUUCUGAAAAAUGACUUUGAAAGAGGCAGGACAGAUGUUUUUCAUGCAACUUCCACUUUCCUUGAUAAUGUUGACACGAUAGAAAUAUGGCGAGACGACAAGGAUUCCUCGACAAACGAAUGGUUUGUAGAGGUGAUAAAGGUGGUCUGUAAGGAAUCCGACAAGGCCUUCAUCUUCCCUUGUCUACGUUGGAUAAAGGGAGACUAUCAUUAUAAAAUUCGCCAUCUUGAUACGUCCCUUCCACAAGAUGAUCCUCACAAAGAACAACGACUUGCAGAGCUUAACGACAAGAAGAAGACAUACGAGAUGGAAGUCAAGAUUCCAGGGCUUCCGAUACAGGCAAAAGAAGUGCCCGAAGAUGAGAAGUUUUCCUUUGAUUAUAAGUUCGAUAUUGUAAAACUGAGUGCAGAAAUGACAGUUAAGAGCCACAUUGUGGCGCUGACCACUGGACGAUGGGACGACCUUGAUGACCUUGAAAACAUCUAUACACUGGAAGUCUUCACAAAACCGUCGCCUCUAGCGAACAAAAGCUGGGACACUGACGAGCAUUUUGGGUUCCAAAGAAUUGGUCGGCUCAAUAACGUCCUGAUCACUCUCUGCACUGAGAUCCCGAGCAAACUUGCUGUCACCGAUGACAUGUUACAACCCUUCCUGGAGGGCGACACAGUACAAAAUGUUAAUUCACAGAAGAGGCUUUUCUACGUAGAUCUAGGCUUACAGGAAGGAGUACCGACCAAACCGGGAUUAACAAUGUGCUCACCGAUUGCCUUAUUCUACCACAACAAGAAAGAUACCCUGGUUCCCAUAGCGAUACAGCUGCAGCAGGAGCCGGCGGACGACAAUCCGGUUUUCCUACCAUCCGACCCAACUUACACGUGGCUGUUCGCGAAGAUGUGGUACAACAAUGCAGACACCUGUUACCAUCAGUCCAUCACCCAUCUAGGAUUCACGCACCUGCUGAUGGAAGGAUGUGCUCUCGUCACGCAUAGAAACCUUUCUCACUCCCAUCCCAUCUUCAAACUGUUGGCGCCUCACUUCAUCUAUCUCAUGGCAAUAAAUGGGUUCGCACUUGAAACGUUGAUCAAACCUGGAGGCUCGUUGGAUAAGUUGAUGACAGCAGGCACUGAUGGUGUACUUGAACUCAUCCGUCGAAAGCUGGCGUUGUGGCGGAUGGACGAGGACGGGACACUGCCAGUACAACUGGAGAAGAGAGGGGUACACAUUAGUCUUCCUACGGUACUGAAGGGCUACCAUUACAGGGACGACGCUCUGCUUCUAUACAAUGUCAUCAACAACUACGUCACAAAAUACGUCAGACUUUACUACGAUAGCCCGGAUACAUACGCGGGGGACCACGAGAUCCAGGCGUGGGCUCAAGAGUUAGUCAAAUCUCGGUCAGAGGGUGGAUGCGGUAUCUUGGGGGUUCCUGGUGAUGGUGUCAUUACCAAUGAGUCUGAUCUCGUUUGCAUACUGACCAGCAUCAUAUUCACGGUCAGUGUGAGCCAUGCCGCUGCCAACUUCGCCCAAUACGACGAGUACGGAUUUCCGCCCAAUUAUCCAAUGGUCCUAGAGGGUGUUCCCCCUGCUGACAAGACUGCUCUAACGGAAGCCUCCAUCCUAGACGCCCUCCCUGACAAGAGUGCUUCCUUCGAUGUGAUGGUCUUAGCCAAGGUUCUCAGUGGCAUGGGGACAAACAAGCUCGGGGACUACGAGGUCAAGUACGUGUACGAUCCAAAGGCGGAGAAGCUUGUGGACGAGUUCCGGAUGGAGAUAGAAGACCUGAGCAGGAGGGUGGAGUCGUUAGAGCAAUGUCGGACUUUCUCCUAUCCAUGGCUGAAUCCUGACAAAGUUCCAAACUCUAUCAGCAUAUGAUUAAGUGUCUCUAGUCCAUAGUGACAUUCAGAAGAGAUACAAUUAAGUACAUCAGUAAACGCUUUGUUUCAUUCACAAUGUAAUUUUAUCAAUGUCAUUUGCUAUAGUUGUAAAGUCAAUAUGUAAUGUGUAUGG